Anisakis simplex (herring worm) is the source of this 954-nucleotide messenger RNA. The record is from the annotation of a GenBank genome assembly. NCBI's taxonomy places the organism in Eukaryota, Metazoa, Nematoda, Chromadorea, Rhabditida, Anisakidae.
AUGGGUACGACAAAUAUAAGCCAAUUGAUGGCUGAAAUGAGGCAGUUGGUUGUAAAUUUGCAAUCAAGGGAACGUGCCACUGAAGGCGCCCUGACGAAGAGUCAAAUUGUCAACGAUAAAAUUUCCAGUAUGAAAGAGUAUAUUAGAUGGUCGUUGAAAAGUGCUAAAAAAUUGGUUUUCUUCAAGUAUCAAGAGGAAGUGGCAAAUAUGAAUGGCUGUUGGCGUAUGCAAGGUCGUAAGGUACUAUUGGCUGGCUUACAACAAGAGAAUCGACAAAUCCUGCAGUUACAGCAAGAAAACAGGGAGUUGCGACAAACAUUAGAAGAUUAUGAAGGAACGUUAGAGAUUGUAAUGCAAAAGCAUCGAAUGAUGGUAGCAUCUUGGUCUCGAUACAUCAACGCGUUACACAACAAUCAGCCAUUACCUGCCGUGUGCAACUCCGGAACUGAUUACAGCAAACAGUCAAAUAACUCACCACUAGUCGAGAAGACAGUACAGUUCUCAAGAAUGCUUCAAGAUCGUUUCAUUGAAGGCGAAGCAAUGUCUAAUAUAGAUCAAGAAAUUAUCGCGAGGCUGACCACUGAGAAUGCUUGUUUACGAGAAUUGCUGAACAUAAGUAUGCGAAAUAAUCCGAAUAUAAUUCGUGAAUUCACCAAGCAGAAUAAUGAAACGAUAUUAUUGAAUAACAGUAGUAAUCAAUCGAAUGGCAAUAUUGAUGAUAAUUCUGAUUCGUUGAAUGGUAUACAUGAUCUAGGUGAUGAUGGUGCGUCAACACCAACAAAUGCCUCACACGGUGACUGGGUUGAGAAUAACGUUAAACGGAAUGGAGUAACGGUGAAGAAAACACGAAAAAUAUUGAACGAUGUACUAUAUUCGCCAGUGGAAUCGAAUUCAGCAACAACAAAUAAAUCAUCAUCAGCAGCAGUAGCAACAACAACAGGUCGAGAAGGCUAA